This is a messenger RNA of Capronia epimyces CBS 606.96, 451 nucleotides long. RefSeq lists its product as uncharacterized. The record is from RefSeq and is a predicted model, not a curated record. The coding region runs from base 193 to 387 and encodes 64 amino acids. NCBI's taxonomy places the organism in Eukaryota, Fungi, Ascomycota, Eurotiomycetes, Chaetothyriales, Herpotrichiellaceae. The transcript has a single exon.
UCUAAAAGAAAGCAGUUCAGGCCUCUUAAGCACACAUCCUUCUUAUCCUUCUUAUGCCGACUCCGACGAUGGUUCUCAAAUCGACUUCGCACAUUCGCCAGAUACCAAUUACCGUCACCGUUUGUCCCCGACAGUCGAACAUGUGCGCUUCGCACGGAUUACCUUCUCCUGCCGUAUGUUGAGCAGCGUCAGAUGCUCUCUAAGACAUUCUAUUCUCACAGACACGAUCCGUCACGGCGACAGAUAUUUUAUUCUCAUAGACACGAUCCAUUACGCCGACAGAACCUAUUUAGGGAUCUAUUUUAUAUCAUGGUCUCGCUAGCAAAAAUCUCACAACCUCGAGUUGGCUCUUUCACCAUUGACAAUAGGGGAUUCAUAACUUUCUAACCGCCCCCUGACUCUCCGGCUCCAAGCUCUGGAAAAUGAAGGCAUCCCAACCAACAUUCACCGC